Messenger RNA from Aspergillus japonicus CBS 114.51, 1234 nucleotides. Its product is annotated as OST3/OST6 family protein. The transcript has 4 exons. Lineage: Eukaryota; Fungi; Ascomycota; Eurotiomycetes; Eurotiales; Aspergillaceae. Gene Ontology annotation, cellular component: oligosaccharyltransferase complex. The coding region runs from base 198 to 1178 and encodes 326 amino acids. The record is from RefSeq and is a predicted model, not a curated record.
UGUGACCGCUGUGGUGUCUCCGUCUCCUGUUGACUACCAAGGCCGUAGUUUAGGUUGACUAACUACCCAGUCCACAACCACCUAAUUAUCACUGACACCUGUUUUAGAAGAUUAUCGCCCUACUCCAAUGGUUGUUGCGAGUCGCUGAACUUCCUUUUGCUCAAUAUAUCCACCAAGUGCCCAAUUGACAUGCAAACAUGAAGCUUUUGAACUUUCUGGUCCCGUUCCUCGCCAUACUUCCUCAUGGCCUCUGUGCCAAUUCUGACACGGACAAGUACGAGAGAUAUCGCUCACUCGCGAGAUCUGCGCCCAUUGAUCUUGAUGACUCUUCCUACGAAGAUUUAACAUCGAAACCUCGUGAUUAUCAUGUUGCCGUUUUGUUGACUGCUACUGAAGCUCGUUUCGGAUGCAUUCUGUGUCGCGAGUUCCAACCCGAGUGGGACCUCAUCGCGCGCAGUUGGAACAAAGGCCCUACACCCAAUGACUUGAAAGUGCUUUAUGCUACCCUUGAAUUCACUAAUGGCAAGGAAACCUUCCAAAAACUGAUGCUCCAAACCGCACCGGUUCUCCUUGUGUUUCCUCCGACGGUCGGCCCUUUCUCCAAGGUUGACGAUGCACCCCUACGUUUUGACUUCAGCGGUCCUAUCUCUGCUGAUCAGCUUUAUACAUGGAUCUCCCGCCAUCUUCCUGAUGGUCCAAAACCUCCUCUUGUCCGCCCGAUCAACUACAUGCGCAUAGUAUCGGGCGUCACUAUCUUGAUGGGUGUAGUGACACUUUUCACAGUUCUUUCACCCUACGUGUAUCCUGUGGUGCAGAAUCGAAACCUCUGGGCCGCCAUGAGCCUUAUCGCAAUUCUCUUAUUCAUAAGUGGCCACAUGUUUAACCAUAUUCGCAAAGUACCAUAUGUCGCCGGGGAUGGAAAGGGUGGAAUCAGCUACUUUGCUGGAGGGUUCUCAAAUCAAUUUGGCAUGGAAACACAGAUUAUAGCUGCUAUUUACGCCGUCCUCUCCUUCGCAACAAUUGCCCUGGCAAUGAAAGUUCCCCGUAUCGCUGACAAUAAAACACAGCAGGUGGCAGUGAUCAUCUGGGGUUCUGUUCUGCUUGGUAUGUAUAGCUUUCUUCUCAGUGUUUUCAAGGUGAAAAAUGGCGGUUACCCUUUCUUCCUCCCGCCUUUCUAGCAUGAACACCGCGUCAUGAAUCAGCGCGUAAGUGUAUUUCUGUGGUGAAGGGGUUG